AACAAAACGGUCUCAAACAAAAAAGACAACCGACAAAAAAAAAAGACAGUUCACUUGUUUUGUCUUUGAUCCUUUGUAACUAGAGAAAGUUGUAAUCUUUUUCCUCCCACAUUAUUUGUCUUCAUCAUCUUCUUUCUUUCUUUCUUCCCAAUCUCUCUGAUCACUAGCUUCGAUUCAGUUUCCGUGUUCUUCGGUGGCGGAUCUGCUCGAAGAAAGAAGCAUUCUAUCUAGUCGCAUUCUCUCUCCACCCAACUCAAAAGUCUCCACCUUUUGAUUGCGGCUUUACUUACAUUUAAGCUUAAAGCAUCGCCAUUGCAGAGUUUCCUUUUUAUCUGGAGAGUUAGCUUCCAAGUCUACAUCGAAAUUGAGAUCUGUUUGUGCGUUGAGAGUGAGAGUUGUCGGUUCAUAAGCACGGAUCAAUCUUUGAUUUUAGUGGUAAUUGAUUAGUAGGAGAGAGAGAGAGAGAGAGGUCGUGUUAAUCCCUCCGAGAUGUGGGGUUGACUUAGUGAGAGAUUCUGGAUUUUUCCGAGGGAGUAAUAAAUGUUCUUUCCUGUUUUUACGUCGUGAUUACAUAUUUUGAGAUCUGGGCUCAUUAUUACAAUCACAGCAGAGAGAGAAAGAGAGAGAGAAAGAGAGAGAGAGAGAGAGAGAUUCUUUCUUCUUAUCCGAGGAGACUUAUUCUAUUUGUUUAUCUCCUGAGAGCAAGACUCAAGGUUGCCUCAAGAUUAGCUAGGAAUCUGUUUUGGAUGAAUUCUUCUUGAGUAAUGUGUGAAGCAGAGAAGUUUAUAUACCACAAGAAGAAGCUCUUAUUAGAGAUGAAGGUCAAGUUUCUAGGAGACAGCAAGUUGAAGAACUCCUUGGUUUCCAAGUCUCGUAUGAGCCUUUGGAUGAUCCGUGCUAUCACCAUACUGUUGCUAUGGAGCUGUUGUGUUCAUCUGGUGGCGGUGGGAGGGAUGUGGGGACCUAGAUUGUUGAAAGGAUGGCCUUCUUGUUUCAACAGUCACCAUGAUCUCCCAAUGGCUUCACAGGAAAUGACUUCUCUUCCAAUGAAAAUAGCCCUCCCUCCUAAAAGGCUAUAUCAGAACAAUGGCUAUCUUAUGGUUUCUUGCAAUGGAGGACUCAACCAAAUGCGAGCUGCGAUAUGUGAUAUGGUGACUAUUGCAAGAUACAUGAAUGUCACACUUAUUGUCCCAGAGCUUGACAAGACCUCUUUUUGGAAUGAUCCUAGUGAGUUCAAAGACAUAUUCGAUGUGGAUCACUUCAUAACUUCUUUGAGAGAUGAGGUUCGUAUACUCAAAGAGGUUCCUCCAAGACUUAAGAGAAGGGUUGAGCUUGGCGUUUACCACACCAUGCCUCCUAUCAGCUGGUCCAACAUGUCCUACUACCAAGACCAGAUUCUUCCACUGGUGAAGAAGCAUAAGGUCUUACAUCUGAACAAGACCGAUACUCGACUUGCCAACAACGAACUUCCUGUUGAGGUUCAGAAGCUGAGAUGCCGAGUAAACUUCAACGGGCUUAGGUUCACUCCAAAGAUUGAGGAACUGGGUAGAAGAGUAGUCAAGAUCCUGAGGGAGAAAGGUCCCUUUCUUGUUCUCCAUCUCAGAUACGAAAUGGACAUGCUUGCAUUCUCUGGUUGCUCCCAUGGUUGCAACCGCUACGAAGAGGAAGAGCUCACAAGAAUGAGAUAUGCUUAUCCGUGGUGGAAGGAGAAAGUGAUAAACUCAGAGUUGAAGAGGAAAGAAGGUCUUUGCCCAUUGACUCCAGAAGAAACAGCUCUGACUCUAUCUGCCUUGGGGAUUGACCGUAAUGUUCAGAUUUACAUAGCUGCCGGAGAGAUAUACGGUGGUAAAAGGCGGUUAAAGGCUUUAACAGACGUCUUUCCCAAUGUGGUGAGGAAAGAAACUCUGCUGGAUUCCUCUGAUUUGAGUUUUUGUAAGAACCACUCUUCUCAAAUGGCUGCUCUUGAUUACCUUAUCUCUCUGGAAAGUGAUAUAUUCGUUCCUACUUAUUAUGGGAACAUGGCCAAAGUUGUGGAAGGUCAUCGCAGGUUCUUGGGGUUCAAGAAGACGAUUGAGCUAAACAGGAAGUUCUUGGUCAAUCUUAUAGAUGAAUACUACCAAGGAUUAGUGAGCUGGGAAGUGUUCACGACCAGGGUGAAGGCCUUUCACGCUACAAGAAUGGGAGGUCCAAAGAAGAGGCUUGUGAUACCAAAUAAACCAAAAGAAGAAGACUACUUCUAUGCUAAUCCUUAUGAAUGUCUCCAGCUAUUACAUGAGAAUGAUAGUGGCAAUUCACUAGAUGAAACCAUAUGAUCAGAGCCACCACCAUUGUCCUACAUUUAGAUUUGGCAGGACAUGGAUGGGUGGAUAAUGGAGUUUAUCUAUGGGGAUUAUAUCAAUCUUGAGGAUGAGAUUCUUAAAGAGGUUAUGUAGGGUUCUUUGGUGUACAGAGACAUCUGAAGAGCUUCUGUGGAUGUAGAAGAAAGGCUCUGAAGUUUUCAUUGUAAAGUUUGCAGACUUGUCAUUUUGGCACCAUCACCUCCUCAUCCAUGGACCUGCAGUUUUGUAGCUGAAAAAUAAACAAUGCAGUGUAUAAUUAUGUUACACAUUAUUAGUUAUUUGAUUAAAUAAAUAAGUGUUCUGUUUCUUA
Molecule: messenger RNA, 2649 nt
Organism: Brassica napus (rape)
Lineage: Eukaryota; Viridiplantae; Streptophyta; Magnoliopsida; Brassicales; Brassicaceae
Product: rhamnogalacturonan I rhamnosyltransferase 1-like
Exons: 7
Coding region: 765-2312 (515 amino acids)
Cellular component (GO): cytoplasm
Source: RefSeq, a predicted model, not a curated record